Messenger RNA from Camelina sativa (false flax), 1055 nucleotides. RefSeq names its product ASI1-immunoprecipitated protein 1. The record is from RefSeq and is a predicted model, not a curated record. Gene Ontology annotation, molecular function: nucleic acid binding. Lineage: Eukaryota; Viridiplantae; Streptophyta; Magnoliopsida; Brassicales; Brassicaceae.
UCCGAAACUUCAUUUUUUCUUAUUCCCUUUCUCAGACCCAAAAAUUAGGGUUCAGUUUUAUAGCAACAAGGCUCCGUCGUUGUAUGUAGUCGGAAAGACACGAUCAUCGCAUCGCGAUAGCUUUACACCCAUUUUCGAUAUUUUUCUCUGCAGCUGAGAGGAGUUCUGGUGCUUUGAAUUUUACGAAUCAACUUGAUUAUGUUGACGGAUGUUGAAUCAAUACUUUGGUUUAGUGAUGGCUACUCCGGAAGAAGUUGAGUAUGACAAGUUUCGAGAGAGAGUUGAGCGUACUGUGUAUAUAGACGAGCUCACGCCUCUUGCCACAGUCCCCGUUGUUGAAUCUGCUGUGAACCAGUUCGGAACGGUCAAGAGUGUCAGCUUCGUUCCAAACUUGUUGGGUCCAAAGGAGCUUCCAAUUGGUGUCCUCGUUGAGAUGGAGACCAAAGAGAUGGCUGAGAAUGUAAUCGCUACUGUCACUCAGUUGCCUUUCAUGGUUGCUGGAAUGCCUAGGCCUGUGAGAGCUAGUCUUGCUCAUCCUGACAUGUUUCGUGAUCGUCCCAAGAAGCCUGGUAGAAAGCUCCGUUUUCGCUGGAUGAAACCUAGUGAUCCUGAUUUCGACAAGGCUGUUAAAAUGAAGCGGCUUGUUCGUAAACAUACCGCUGAAUCUUCUUUUAUGAUCAAGAAACAGCUCGAGGAGGCGGAGAAGCUGUCUAAACAGCAAGCUGAGACGACGAUAACACAUCAUAAGAAGUAUGAUUUGUGUGAGAAACUCUUCCACGAUGGCGUUGCCCAGAAACUGUCUGAACGUUUCCACAUGAAAUCUUUUCGCUAGAGAGGCACCAACUUUCCUAGAGAUGUGGGUGCGUCUGAUAGAAUGUAACUAAGUACUAGUAAGUGACAAAUGAAAGGGAUGGUAUUUUGCUAUGGCCACUAGUUUGUGCAGAGUCUAUAUUCUGGUUGAGCUGACUUUGCUUUAGAUGCUAUGUGUUUAGCCUUUCUAACUCUUAAUGAAGAAGGUUCCACACUGCUCAUAUAUAUGUGUCGUCUAGUCCACA